GACCAGUACGAGUGGUGUUUUCAUAUGAAUUUCUGUAUACCCUUCUCUUUGGUGGAAAAUUCCAACUUCAUUUGCGUCAUGGUUUUCCGAUUUUUAUAGUUCACCAUAGUCCACUUUAUAAUUUAGUUUACAUUUUAAUCGUAGAAAUACUGCAUAAUUUUCCGGUUUUUAUUAGUUUACCAUAUAACUUUUUCUCUUAUAGCUGUUGCUCCCUCUUCAGAAAUUGAAAAAGAAAAUGCAUCAUCAACCCUUCAUUUCAACACCUUCCAUCUCCAUCUCCAUCUUCACUUUGUUGUUGUUUAUCAUCUUCCUCCUCCCAGUAUCAUACACCCAAGAUGAACCCAGGCUUACGCAGUGUUUUAAAAGUUUUGAUUGUGGAAACGUAAAGAGCCUGGUGUUCCCCUUUUGGAAAGAGGGUAGUCCUGAAUAUUGUCACCAAGAAGGCUUCGAGGUGACCGAAUGUGAAGAUGGUCAUCAGCCAGUCAUCAGUAUUGGUGAGACUAAAUUCCGAUUGGUUUCUGUGGAUCUGGUCAAUUUUAGAAUGACAAUCACUAGGGAGGAUUUGUGGGAUCAAGUUUGUAGUUCAGAUGCCAGUCGUAUAACAAAUGUGACUCUGGGAUACUCUUUCCUGCGCUAUUCCGAUAAAAACCGAAACCUUACCUUCUUUUACAAUUGCGAGCCAUCAGUAGCAGCACCACCAGCUUCAGCUCAAUUCCGGUGCGCCCAAGGGUUAGUUCCAGUCUAUGCGGCUGAUUUAGUGGAUAGAGGUUCUUAUGAACAGUUUUUUCGCUCUUGCCAUGGCGGCCCUAUCCAGGUUCAGGUUAAUGAGAGGGCUUUCCAACAACUGAAGAAUGGGAGCCUGGGAAACGUUGACUCUGAGGGUCUGGGAUUUGAUGUGUUCUAUCCUUUGGCUGACCUUUUCUGCGAGAAAUGCAAGAUGCAGAACGGUUCAUGCGAAAACAUGGCCUCACCUCAAUAUCCUAUCUGUAAACAUCCUGGAAAAGGUUCUCUCUUAAAAAAGCUUACAAUAGGCCUUGGUAGUGCAGCAACUGGUCUACUGAUCACCGUUAUCAGCAUUCUAUUUUUCAGAAGAAAAAUCUCGACUACCUUUUAUUGUAAGUUUAGAAACAUAGAUCAAGAUAUUGAGGCUUUCCUAAAAAACAAUGGAGGUUUAGUUCCUAAAAGAUACAGUUAUUCAGACAUCAAGAAAAUGACCAGCUCAUUUAAAGAAAAGCUAGGCAAAGGAGGUUACGGUAGUGUUUACAAAGGGAAGCUACCCGACGGCCGCCUUGUUGCUGUGAAACUGCUUAAUACAUCCAAAGGAGAUGGUCAAGAAUUUAUCAAUGAGGUUGCUAGUAUUAGUCGUACCUCUCAUGUUAAUGUUGUCACCCUUUUAGGCUUUUGUUUAGAGGGCGGAAAAAGAGCCUUGAUUUAUGAGUUCAUGCCCAACGGAUCGUUAGAAAAAUUCAUCUAUGACUAUGAACAAAAUAUUUCCAAAGAUAAUCGUCAGCACUUGACAGUAAAAGACUUGUAUCAAAUUGCAAUCGGAAUAGCCCGUGGGCUCGAGUACUUACACCUUGGCUGCAGCACUCGGAUUCUGCAUUUCGACAUAAAGCCUCAUAAUAUUCUUCUAGAUGAUCAAUUUUGCCCGAAAAUCUCUGAUUUUGGGCUUGCGAAACUGUGUGGGAGGACUGAUAGUAUGGUAUCUAUGUUGGAAGCUAGAGGAACAAUUGGUUACAUAGCUCCAGAAGUAUUUUGCAGGAACAUUGGAUGUGUUUCGCAUAAAUCAGAUGUGUAUAGCUAUGGCAUGAUGAUUCUAGAGAUGGGUGGAGGCAGAAAGAACCUAGAUGUUGGGGUACAUCACACCAGCGAGAUAUAUUUUCCGCAAUGGAUUUAUGAGCAUAUUGAACAAGGCAAUAUUGAACCGGAAUUGCUUGGUCUUGUGAGCAAAGAAGAAACAGAGAUUGCGAGGAAGAUGAUAGUAGUUGGGCUGUGGUGCAUACAAACAAAUCCUAAAGACCGACCUUCCAUAAGUAAGGUGAAAGAGAUGCUGGAAAGCACACAACCGUUGCAAAUUCCACCAAAGCCUUAGUCAUUUCCGUCACCUUUGGACAGAAAGAGAAUUUAGUGAAAUCAUAUCAUAUAUACUUUGUCCAAGCUGUCAAUAUUCAUUACGAAACUCUCACCUUUCUAAAUAUUUUACCCUUUCAGAUCUUCUUUAUUUCAUUGGAUCAACAAUUUGCUUGAUAAUCUUUCACCAGAGAAUGAGAGCUGAGUUAUGGGAAUGUUUCCCAUUAUUUUGA
Gossypium arboreum is the source of this 2303-nucleotide messenger RNA. Its product is annotated as LEAF RUST 10 DISEASE-RESISTANCE LOCUS RECEPTOR-LIKE PROTEIN KINASE-like 2.5. Gene Ontology annotation, molecular function: protein kinase activity; polysaccharide binding; ATP binding. Gene Ontology annotation, biological process: protein phosphorylation. The coding region runs from base 236 to 2092 and encodes 618 amino acids. The transcript has 3 exons. NCBI's taxonomy places the organism in Eukaryota, Viridiplantae, Streptophyta, Magnoliopsida, Malvales, Malvaceae. The record is from RefSeq and is a predicted model, not a curated record.